CGUGGUGCAUGCGGCUGCGAGAAGAAUACAGGAGAUGGUGCCGGCAUCAUGGUCGCUCUACCACAUGACUUCUUCAAAGAGGUCGCAAAGGAUGCUGGGUUUUGAGCUACCCCCACCAGGCGAGUAUGCUGUUGGAAUGUUUUUUAUGCCAACAGAUGAAAAGCGUCGUGAGAAAGGCAAAGCUGAGUUUAAGAAGGUUGCAGAAUCACUGGGACAUGUAAUACUCGGGUGGCGUCUGGUUCCGACUAACAACUCAGACUUGGGUGAAUCUGCACUCGAGACUGAGCCAGUCAUUGAGCAGGUUUUCAUUACCAAGAGCUCAAGAUCAGAUGCUGAGUUUGAGCAACAGCUAUAUAUCCUUAGGAGACUCUCAAUCACCUCUGUUCGAGCCUCUCUGAACAUUAAGCGUGGUGGAGAGAGGGAUUUCUACAUGUGCUCUCUAUCUUCUAGGACUAUUGUUUACAAGGGCCAGCUUAAACCGUCCCAGCUUAAGGGGUACUACUAUGCAAACCUAGGUCAUGAAAACUUCAUGAGUUAUAUGGCUCUGAGUCCAGCUGCAGUUCUGCUAUGGCCGACUGCUAUGCCCGACUCAUCAGGAUGUGACCUCCGAUUAGGUGGUGGGAAGGAAAUGUGUUUGGUUUGAGGUAGCUUAGGGCUCCCAACUGUUUUGCAU
Molecule: messenger RNA, 673 nt
Organism: Zea mays
Lineage: Eukaryota; Viridiplantae; Streptophyta; Magnoliopsida; Poales; Poaceae
Product: glutamate synthase 1 [NADH], chloroplastic-like
Exons: 6
Coding region: 35-643 (202 amino acids)
Biological process (GO): ammonia assimilation cycle
Molecular function (GO): glutamate synthase (NADH) activity
Source: RefSeq, a predicted model, not a curated record